This is a messenger RNA of Hippocampus comes (tiger tail seahorse), 1467 nucleotides long. RefSeq names its product zona pellucida sperm-binding protein 3-like. Gene Ontology annotation, cellular component: extracellular matrix. The coding region runs from base 40 to 1452 and encodes 470 amino acids. Gene Ontology annotation, molecular function: acrosin binding. The transcript is spliced from 9 exons. Lineage: Eukaryota; Metazoa; Chordata; Actinopteri; Syngnathiformes; Syngnathidae. Gene Ontology annotation, biological process: positive regulation of acrosome reaction; binding of sperm to zona pellucida; egg coat formation. The record is from RefSeq and is a predicted model, not a curated record.
CAGCCGUCUGACCCAGGUGACCCGGUUGGUUGGACUUCCAUGCUAGUCCAGCUAACAGGCGAAUGGAGUAUGCUCGCUUGUGUUUGUCUUAACAUGUUAGUGAUGAACACAAUGCUGGUGUACUUCUGUUUCUCGCUGUUCCUGCCAAUGUCCCUCGCCAUUCGGACUUUAAAGGACGGACCCAUGAUCGACAAAGAUGGGAGGGAGUACAAGUCCCCCGUUGUUAUCGUUGAUAGUGAGGACGGAAGCGAAAUCCAAACCGAUGUGUUCUCGCCCCCUGUGCGUGUGACAUGCACGCCGACGUUAAUGAUCAUACAGGUCAAGGCUGACGUGUAUGGAUCGGUAGUGUCUCCCGAUGGGAUUUUCCUGGGUGGUGUUGAGUAUUCCGGCUUCAGACAAUGCCAGGCCCAACGUGCUGAUGACUCUGAGGUGGUCAUCAAGGCUGGUCUCCAGCACUGCGGCACCCAGCUGUCAGUAUCUGACGACUCGUUGAUCUACUCGAACCAGCUGACCUUCUCCCCUGCUCCCCAUCAUGGCAUCACAAGGCAGACCCAAAUGGUUGUUCCUGUGUCCUGUCACUACAAAAAGACACACAUUGUGAGCAGUCAAGCUCGCCUGCCACUUCAGUUUGUUGCUGCGUCUCCAAAGACCUCGCCCUUCUCCCUGAGGCUGAUGUCCGAAAACUGGACAAGACUGAGGCUGUCCAAUGUCUUCUAUCUUGGAGAUGUGCUCAACCUGGAAGCGUCCUAUACCAAUUAUGGCCCGGAACAGAGACGGCUCUUCAUUGACAGCUGUGUGGCAACUCUGAGCCCAGAGGCAGCAUCAGUGCCACGAUACUUCCUCAUUGAAAACAACGGGUGUCUCGCGGACUCAAAACAGCGUGGAUCAAGAGCACGCUUCCUGUCCAGAGUGAGGCCGGACCUUCUCCAGCUGCAGCUGGACGCUUUCCUGUUUAACGGGGAUGAAAGAAACACACUCUUUCUAACAUGCCGGCUAAAAGCCACCUCUGAAAUGCGGAGGAGCAACACAGCUCACAAGGCCUGUACUUAUAUGCAUUCAAGAUGGGAAAACAUAGAUGGGAGCCCUGAUGUGUGUCGUUGCUGUGACACCACCUGCACACAAUACUCCUACAAACAUCUGAAACCUCCUGGUGCCAAGAUGUGUGAUGUUAUUGUUCUAGGCCCUCUUGUGAUUCUGCCCAAAAACGUCGGCAAGCAACAAGAAUGUGUUGUUGCCCUCCACUCGCAUCGGGGCCAAGCAGUGCCGCAACCAACCAACUUCAGCAGAUGGGGCUACAGCUGCAUGACUGAAGUGGAGGAGUCAUUGGCCUUGCAUGGCAUGCAGGUGUCAUAUGUGAAGUUUUGCAGUUGGAUAAAUUUGCACAAAUAUAGUGUAAUAAACUGUUAUUCAAUUGUAGUCAUUCGUGCAUUUGUCAUGGCUCUGUUUUCUUAGUCGUUGCCAGAACAU